Messenger RNA from Gavia stellata (red-throated loon), 3440 nucleotides. RefSeq names its product vascular endothelial growth factor A (gene VEGFA). The transcript has 9 exons. Gene Ontology annotation, cellular component: membrane. The coding region runs from base 43 to 840 and encodes 265 amino acids. NCBI's taxonomy places the organism in Eukaryota, Metazoa, Chordata, Aves, Gaviiformes, Gaviidae. Gene Ontology annotation, biological process: vascular endothelial growth factor signaling pathway; response to hypoxia; vascular endothelial growth factor receptor signaling pathway. Gene Ontology annotation, molecular function: vascular endothelial growth factor receptor 1 binding; chemoattractant activity; growth factor activity. The record is from RefSeq and is a predicted model, not a curated record.
CGGAGCGCGGCGGGCCCCGCUCCGCGGCGUGCGCCGGCAACCAUGAACUUUCUGCUCACUUGGAUCCACUGGGGGCUGGCGGCGCUGCUCUAUCUGCAGAGCGCGGAGUUGUCGAAGGCUGCUCCUGCCCUGGGGGAUGGGGAGCGGAAACCCAAUGAAGUUAUCAAAUUCCUGGAAGUCUACGAGCGCAGCUUCUGCAGGACAAUUGAGACCCUGGUGGACAUUUUCCAGGAGUACCCUGAUGAGGUGGAGUACAUAUUCAAGCCAUCCUGUGUGCCUCUGAUGAGAUGUGCAGGUUGCUGCGGCGAUGAGGGCCUAGAAUGUGUCCCUGUGGAUGUGUACAACGUCACGAUGGAGAUCAUGAGAAUUAAACCCCAUCAGAGUCAGCACAUAGCGCACAUGAGCUUCUUACAGCACAGUAAAUGUGACUGCAGACCAAAGAAAGAUGUCAAAAACAAACAAGAAAAGUGGGCACAGAAACCCAGAUCUGACGGUCCUUCCUUCAUACCCCAGACCUGGAGCUUGCAUGACCCAUGGCCAUGGCAGUCAUUCCUAAUGCUUUAUCCCGAGUCAGGGAAGUCCCGUCGCGUGUGUCCUACCAGAAUGGAUUCAAGAAAAUCAAAGCGAGGAAAGGGGAAGGGUCAAAAGAGAAAGCGCAAGAAAGGCCGGUACAAACCACCCAGCUUUCACUGUGAGCCUUGCUCAGAGAGGAGAAAGCACUUGUUUGUACAAGAUCCCCAGACCUGUAAAUGUUCCUGCAAAUUCACAGACUCACGUUGCAAGUCGAGGCAGCUUGAGUUAAACGAGCGCACUUGCAGAUGUGAAAAACCGAGACGGUGAGCAGCGGAAAAGAAGGGGGAACGGCCCUGUUUCUGGAGCCUGAUUUCUCGCCUGGACAGAAAAAAACAAAACAAAACACUAAUCCAAAUGAACCCUAAAAAUGAAGGAUCGGUAGAGCACAGCACUUUCAGUACGGACGAUGGACUCCGGAAGGAACAUUCCCCAAGGCACCCGCCGCACAGAAUUCACCUUUGGGUUUUGAACUGUUUUAUUUUAUUUUUCUUUUCAUGCUGCUAAAUAACAGAGCCAGGAAGACUAUAGGGGUGUAUUUGAUGGGUUUUCUCAUGCAUACAUAUAUAUGUGUGUAUACAUGCAUAUACAUAUAUAUAUAUGUAUAUAUAUUUUAACCACAUCUAUAUAUACAUAUAUGUAUAUCUUAACCACACACACACAUAUAUAUAUUAUAUAUAUAUACUGAUUAUUUUUUUUAACAUUGCUAAUGUUAUUGGUGUCUUCACUGGAUAAUACUCGACUGCUGUGGACACAAGCGGGCUACUUGGGGCAUAAGAAACAAGCUAAGACUGGACUUGAGUAGAAGCGCUGGGUGUAAACUUCUUAACUCUAACUGACUUGUGCGGCCUCCGCUGUUUCUCUGUAGAGUGUGCUGUACCACAAACCACCUUCUCCUUGCCUGCGACAGGGAGGAGAGGUGACGAGAGGAUGGGCAGGGAGUUCCAAAGAGCGGCAUCCUAGGGUGCGAUGGGUCAAAGGCCAAGGAAAUGGCCGUCUGCGUGAUCAAGGAUUCCUCCUCCCCUCUCUUCCCCCAACCUUCGCCUUUACUCGUCUCAUAACCUGCCUGCCUUGCUGGGACAUGGGAUGUCAGUGUACAUUUUGCGUUGACUUUAUUCGCUCUAGAAACUUUGCCAGAGAGACAUACUGGCUUCUCUUAAGGAUGGUGGGCAGCUGAUGCGCACUAACUUUCCAUCAAGGAAGUAUCACAGGAGUCUAGAUUUCCCGCCCUUGGUGGCUGCAAAAGGACACAAGGCCUACAGUGUGCUGAAGCAAGAAUGGGGACCGGUGCAUAGCCACACAGUUGUUCAGCACUGUCUGCUUUCUUCAUGCACAGAGCUGCCACUCAAGAGCAUCCAAGAUGCUUACGGAACAUUUCUGGAAAGGGAUAUUAAUCAAAAGUAUAUACAUCGUAGGGGUGUGUAUGUGUGUAUGUGAAUGUGUGCAUUUGUGUCUGUGUGUAUGUAUGUUUGUGUUUUUCUCUCUUUUUUAUAUAUAUAUAUUUAUUUUUAUACAUAUAUAUAUAUAAAAAAAUAAUAUAUAUGUAUGCCAAGAUUGACGGGGGAGGGGAGGAAAGCAACUUUUGCUGCCUUCAGUUUGCGUGCCCAGUGUGAAUGACCCUUAAGAACGUCAAGACUUUUUUUUAAUGAUGUACUGUAAAUAUCAGGCCCCUUUUCCACAUCUUGGGCUGGGGAAUCAAAUGUGAAGGCAGCCGGAAUCCCUAAGCAGUGUCUGAGAAUCUUGGCUAUGUGUGUAUCUGCAAUAUACGCUGUGGUGUAUGUGAAACCCACCUUACACAUGCGCGCACACACACAUACCCCUGAAAGCGUGUUUGUACAUCUAUGUGGAUAUAUAUAAUCUAGUUCUGUGAUUAAAAUUAUUAUUAAUAAUAAUAAUAAUCAAAAAGGUACUCGGUCUGUGUCAGAAUGCUGCCAAACAUCAUCUGCAAUUGAAUUUUCAACGCCUGAUAAUGUACAACACGGAAAGCUUCCAAAAAGACAAGACAGUCUAAAAACAGACUCACAACAAGCGACUACUAACCACUAGGAACUCCCCAUCCGACUGAUGGCUUUCAGAAGGAGAAAAAACACACGGGUGGGUGCUUGCAUCUGCAAUGUAUAAUACUCAUGCUGCAUCGUGCGCAAGACAGAGGCUUCCGAUGGGGGGGAGGGAAGAGAAAGUGUUUUAUAUACUUAUUUAAUAUCCCUUUUUAAAUUAGAAAUUAAACAGAUAAUUUAAUUAAAGAGUAGGGAUUUUUCAGUAUUCUUUGUUAAUAUUUAAUUUCAACUAUUUAUAAGCCGUACCUCCUUUUUUUUUUUUUUAUUUGUACUGGUUGUGUAUAAAUUUAACCUUCCUGUUGUCCCGUCCCAUCUCUCCCCAAUUGUUGGCAGAGUCAGUAGCAUGUUAUGGGCAGUUAUUUAAUUAAUUUCUCUAACACCUACCCCUACACAUUCCUAUUGAGACAAGGGUUAGAUAUACAUCUACAUACUAUAUAUAUAUUUGGCUAUGUGUUUGUAUAUAUAUAUAUAUGUUUAUGUAUAUGUGUGAUUCGGAUUAAAUAGACGCUACGAUUUUUUUAUAUAUGUAAAAAGAAGAAACAGGAAAAAUAGAAAAUUCUACAUCUUGAAUCUCUCUCCUUUUUAAUUUUAAUAUUUGUUAUCAUUUUAUUUAUUGGUGCUACUGUUUAUCUGUAAUAAUUGCGGGGAAAAAAGAUAUUAACACUACAUAUUGUGUCUAGUGAAUUUUUUCAAGAUAUUCCUUAGUACAUAUUUAUUUUUAAACAAAGAAAUUACAGAUAUAUCUUAAAAAAACGACGACGACGACGACAAACAAACUUUUUUUUGUAUUAAAGAAUUUAAUUCUGACCUUGA